AUCUUCAUGACAACCAAUUUUAACCGCCACUGCUUCUCCAAGAACCUUUCUUCCUUCUGCCAAUGGAUUCUUUCAAGAACCUCCAAAACACCCUCUUGCAGUCCUCCAUAAACCUCUCAAGAUCAAGAACUGAUUAUUUCUUCACGAUUCUCUUCACUCUGAUUCUCAUCUGCUUCUUCUUCCUCUUUUCCGCCUCUGAUAACACCUCUCCCGCCUCUCGGCUUCACUGUUCAGCAAACAAGCCUCCACCACUAUCAUCGACAGUCUUUCCCGGCGCCCGUUUUGCUUCGAAGAGCUACAGAAGUUGUGCUGUUUCUGCAGCAUUUUCUCCUGCCGAAACUUGUCAUCAGAUUCCAGGAAAUGCUGUGGGUUCGGCUUCUGUUGAAGAGGAAACGGAUUCUUGCGACGUAUUUGAUGGUCACUGGGUUGUGGAUGAAGAUUUCGAGCCCGUUUACAAGCCGGGAUCUUGCCCCUUUAUCGACGAUGCUUUCAAUUGUUUCAAGAAUGGACGCCCUGAUUCAGAUUACCUCAGGCUGAAAUGGAAACCUCAUGCUUGUGAAAUUCCAAGGUUUGAUGGGCAGAAAAUGCUGAAGAUGCUGACGGGGAAAAAGAUGGUGUUUGUGGGGGAUUCACUGAACAGGAAUAUGUGGGAAUCACUGGUUUGUGCUUUGCGGGAAUCGUUGGCUAAUAAGAGAAAUGUGUUUGAAGUAUCAGGCAGGCGCCAGUUCAGAAACCAAGGAUUCUAUUCUUUCAAAUUUAAGGAUUUCAACUGCUCGAUCGACUUCAUCAAAUCUCCCUUCCUUGUUCAAGAAUGGAAGUUCUCGGACAAGGCUGGAACGCGUAGAGAAACGCUGAGACUGGACAUGAUGGAAGGCUCUUACAACAGCUACCAUGAUGCUGAUAUCAUUGUUUUCAACACAGGUCACUGGUGGACUCACCAGAAGACCUUUCAAGGGAAGUACUACUUCCAGGAAGGCAAUCAUGUCUACAGAAAACUUGAGGUCGCAGAUGCAUACAAGAAGGCUUUGAGGACAUGGGCUCGAUGGGUCGAUGCUAAUAUCAACAGCAACAGAACCAGAGUCUUCUUUCGCGGAUACUCAUCUUCUCAUUUCAAAGGUGGCCAGUGGAACUCUGGAGGCAGUUGUUAUGGUGAGAUGAAACCAAUAACCAACGAGACUCAUCUUGCUCCAUAUCCAUGGAUGAUGGUAGCCCUGGAGUCCGUGAUAUCAAAGAUGAAAACGCCCGUUUUUUUUCUUAACAUAACCAAAAUGACGGACUACAGAAAAGACGGCCACCCUUCAAUAUUCAAGCAAUCUGCUUCAACAAUUAGGCAAGGGAUGUUUCAAGACUGCAGCCACUGGUGCCUUCCUGGGGUUCCUGACUCAUGGAAUCAGCUUCUUUAUGCAGUUUUACUUAAAUCCCACAAAAGUCUUGGCAGCAUUUCUAGUUACUAAACUCUCUUGAA
Molecule: messenger RNA, 1465 nt
Organism: Sesamum indicum (sesame)
Lineage: Eukaryota; Viridiplantae; Streptophyta; Magnoliopsida; Lamiales; Pedaliaceae
Gene: TBL4
Product: TRICHOME BIREFRINGENCE-LIKE 4
Cellular component (GO): Golgi apparatus
Molecular function (GO): O-acetyltransferase activity
Source: RefSeq, a predicted model, not a curated record